Messenger RNA from Scheffersomyces coipomensis, 1071 nucleotides. RefSeq names its product Pth2p (gene PTH2). The record is from RefSeq and is a predicted model, not a curated record. The transcript is spliced from 2 exons. NCBI's taxonomy places the organism in Eukaryota, Fungi, Ascomycota, Pichiomycetes, Serinales, Debaryomycetaceae. Bases 1 to 1071 code for a protein of 356 amino acids. Gene Ontology annotation, molecular function: DNA binding.
AUGUUCAUUAUUUCCGAAUUCAACCCUCAAUUAAUGUCUGAUUCCGAUAGUGAAGAUUUCAAUAAUGAUGAAUUACAUGAUAAUAUAAACUCCCCCAAUCCAAAUUCAACCAUUAAUACUUCCGGUUCAAGUAUUAUAACUUAUAAAGGUCAAAUCAAAUCAUUACAUGAUGCUUUAAUUUUAUUAGAAGCUACCAGAUUACAUAAAUUACCAACUAUUAAUCGUAGAUUAUCAUCAUUUGAACGUAAGAAAUUUAUAAAACCAAAUACUAUUUUUAUUUGGAAUGAAACUAGUUGUGGAAUGAAAAGAUGGACGGAUGGAAAGAUGUGGUCUGCUUCUAAAGUAUUUAAUAAUCAUUUUUUAAUCUAUUAUGAAAAGAAUGAUAAAGAUAAUGAUGGAUUAAUUAAACAAAGUUUUUCAUUAAUAACUAAAGAUCAACAACGAUUACAUUUGAUUUAUUACUUUAAGAAAUCUCAAUUAAAUGAAAUGAAAGCUUCUGCAGUUCAUAUUAGAAAGAGAAAAUUAUAUUCCCCAUUGACAUCCGAUGAUGAUGAUGAAGAUGAAGAUUCAGAACAUCAUCAUCAUCAUCUUCAACAAGAUACACAACCAUCUAAUGUAAAAGUUCCAAGUCAAGAUCCUACUUUGAAAGAUCUUGUUUUAAGUAAAGAUGUUUAUCCUCAAAAUUUAUUAAUAGAAAUACCCACCAAUACAAGUUCUAAUGACAUAGCUACUUCUUCUCCCACUACCACCACCGCCUCCACCAAAGGCUCGCCACUUGAAGACUUACAAGAACAAACUCCACCAUCAUCUGCAUUUACUACACCAUCAUUUUCAGCUCAACAAUUAAGAUAUACUACAUCAUCUAAUAUUACUACUAGUACCACUACCCCACUUGUACCUGAUCAUGCAUCUAAUACCGCCACCAUCAGUAAAUUAGUUAGUCCUAUUCCCGUUAGAGAUUUCCAUUCAAGAGCUUUGCCACCCAUUGGGGAAGUUUCUUCUUUUAGAUCGAGAUAUAAUGGAGGUUACGAUGUCUAUACUUUGAAUGUAUUAGAUAAAUGUUUCGCUUAG